This is a messenger RNA of Amphibalanus amphitrite, 3181 nucleotides long. Its product is annotated as glutamate receptor 1-like. Gene Ontology annotation, cellular component: postsynaptic membrane; plasma membrane. Lineage: Eukaryota; Metazoa; Arthropoda; Thecostraca; Balanomorpha; Balanidae. The transcript has 20 exons. The record is from RefSeq and is a predicted model, not a curated record. Gene Ontology annotation, biological process: modulation of chemical synaptic transmission; synaptic transmission, glutamatergic; monoatomic ion transport. Gene Ontology annotation, molecular function: transmitter-gated monoatomic ion channel activity involved in regulation of postsynaptic membrane potential; glutamate-gated receptor activity. The coding region runs from base 38 to 2725 and encodes 895 amino acids.
GAUUUUCGACACCGAGACGGACCAGCUGCAGUCAGCCAUGUUGGCGGCCAUGCGCGAACAGCAGCGCAACCCCAGCCUGGACUUUGUGCUCGACCCGACCGUCUCUGUCAUCAACACUGUCAACGUCUACAAGAUAUCGCGACUCAUCUGCGACAAGGUGUUCUCGCUGGGGGUGCACCUGAUGCUGGGCUACGUCAACCCGGACGCCUUCGACACGCUGCACUCCUACGCCAACACGUUUCAGAUGCCGUUCGUCGCUCCUUGGUUUCCACAGAAGGUGCGUCAGAUGUCCACCUCAUUGGACUAUGCCCUGAGCAUGCGGCCCGAGUACCACCAGGCAGUACUGGACAUCAUCAACCACUACCGAUGGGAUGACGUCAUCUACCUGUACGACUCCGAGGACGGUUUACAUCGGCUUCAGCAGAUGCUACAGUCCGUCACUCCUGGUAACGGGACGCUACGCGUUCGUCACGCCCACCGGAUCUUCAAAGUCGAGGACGCCAUCUCCUUCCUCAGACAGCUGGAGCUUCUCAACCGAUGGUCGGUGAAGCGGGUCGUCCUGGACUGCAGUGCUCGUCUCGCCAAAGACGUGAUCGUCGCUCACGUCAAGGACGUGCAUCUCGGCCGACGCAACUUCCACUACCUUCUCAGCGGCCUGGUGAUGGACGAGGAGUGGGACAACAGCACUCCGGAAUACGGCGCGCUCAAUGUCACCGGCCUGCGCCUGGUUGACCCGCGCCGACCUCAGGUGCAGGCCAUUCUGCAGCGCUGGAGUGGCCAGGCUGGCAUGGACCGACUCCUAUCGGCUCAGACGGCCCUAAUGUACGACUCCGUACUCGUCAUCACUGAGGCGCUGCGCCAGCUAUGGCCCGAGCUGCUGCAGCUCCACCAGCGCCGGCUGAAGCUGCCGCAGCCGCCCGGCAGCCCCAGCGCCGCCAACGUCGUCGAGGGCCGCGUGUUCAACUGCUCGCAGGGCUUCUCUGACGUCACUGGAUACGAACACGGCGGAAAGAUCAUGAAACAGCUGCGCAAGAUUGAAAUCGAAGGUAUCACUGGUAACAUCAGCUUCUCCCACGAGGGCAAGAGGAAGGACUACACUCUAGACGUGGUCGAGAUGUCAGCCAACAGCCGCCCUGUCAAGGUCGGUGUGUGGUCGGACGUAUACGGUUUCAGCUCGACUCCAGUUCAACCGAAACAGGUGCAGCAGGGCAUCAGGACGAAAAACAACACCAUCAUCAUCACAACAAUCGAGGAACCACCUUUUAUCAUGCAGUUGAAAGGAGAGGAUGCCAUUAACAAAACCGGAAAUGAUCUGCUGGUGGGCUACUGUAAAGACCUGGCGGAUCUGCUGGCAAAAGAGAUCGGCUUUACAUAUGAGAUGCGACUGGUGAAGGACAAACGCUACGGAGCAGUCAACACUUCGGUGGAGGGCAACUGGGACGGCAUCAUCGGCGAGCUGGUCAGACGGGAGGCCGACAUGGCGAUCGCACCCCUCUCUAUCAGCCUUCGAAGAGAGCAGGCGGUCUUCUUCACCAAGCCCUUUAUGACGCUGGGAAUCUCCAUCAUGAUCAAGAAACCAAUAAGGAAAAAUCCAGGCUUCUUCUCGUUCCUGAACCCGUUCAGCCGCGAGAUCUGGCUGUGCGUCGUGUUUGCCUACUUCGGCGUCUCGAUCGUGCUGUUCCUGGUGUCGCGUUUCUCGCCGUACGAGUGGCGGCUGGAGGAGACCGUGCUGGGCACGGCCGUCACCAACGAGUUCACCAUCUACAACAGCCUGUGGUUCGUGCUCGGCUCGCUGCUGAAACAGGGCAGCGACAUCAGUCCACGCUCGAUCUCCGGCCGCCUGGUGGGCGCGUGCUGGUGGUUCUUCUGCCUGAUCCUGGUCUCCUCGUACACGGCCAACCUGGCCGCCUUCCUCACCGUCGAGAGGCUCGUCACUCCGAUUAACUCGGUGGAGGAGCUGGCCUCUCAGAGUGACGUCGAGUACGGCACAAUGCGAGCCGGCGCCACCACCGACUUCUUCAAGAACUCCAAGCUGGGCGUGUAUCAGCGGAUGUGGGACUUCAUGUCUUCCAACGAGCACGUGUUCGUCCAGACGUACCGUGAGGGCAUCGAGAGGGUGCGCAACUCCAAGGGCAAGUACGCUCUGCUGGUGGAGUCGACCACCAACGAGUACGUCAACGGCCGGCAGCCGUGUGACACGAUGAAGGUCGGCCAGAACCUCGACUCCAAGGGCUACGGCGUGGCCACGCCACUGGACUCUCCGUGGAGGGAUGCCAUCAACAUCGCCGUGUUGCGGCUAAUUGACUACGGAGAGCUGGCCAAGCUAGAGAACAAGUGGUGGUCGACCAACUCCGAGUGCAAGGAGGUUGAGGAGUCGAAGGCCAGCGAGAUGCUGCUCAGCAACGUGGCCGGCAUCUUCUACAUCCUGAUUGCGGGCCUGGUGCUGGCCAUGGCUGUGGCGCUCACGGAGUUCUGCUGCAAGUCCAAGACGGAGGCCAAGCGUGCCAAGACGACUCACAUGGAUGCCAUGAAAGCUCGAGCCCGCAUGACCAUAUCCGGAACAGCUGACGUCGACGGCAGUAAGGAGGCGGCGCCAGUGGACUCGGCCGCCUCCGGUGAGGCGAGCGUCGACUCUCGCCAGGCCUACACUCCGCCAGAGGAGUUCCGCGACCGAUUCGACGACGAGACGGGAGAGUUCAUCGGUCUGCGGCGGCUGGGGAGGUAGCAGAGCGGCGGCGGUCGACACAGACACCCUCCAGCACGCAGCGCGCUGCCGAGGGAAGCAUUGUGGAAGUGGACUCCCCUGCGGGAAAAUGGACUCGUCCGGAAUGGCAGCGACCCGCCUCGCGACUUCCUUAGCCGGAAGUUCCGAGGCCGUGUGACAAAGUGACGCGCGUGACGACUCGUUCAUCGAGUUGGUCGCCAUGAGACGACCUCCCCCUCCAUUAGGGCGUAGGCUUGUCCUGAUUGACAGCCUGACCCGAACUGGGUCAAGGACAAGGAGAUGGCUCAGCCAAUGGAGUGUGAGAUGUGGUGACUACCCGUGCGUGGACAGUGAGUGAUUGCGGACUUUGUGUCGGCUGAGGACAGUGCUACAACGCAAUUUCUGUCGGACGUUAACGGUCACGCAUAUGUUAACCCUAUUCCUGGCGGGGGGGGCCUCAGGAGCCCCCCCCCCUGA